ACCUAUCCAAAUGUCCUGAAAACGAAAAUGUGAUUAAUUGCAAUUACGCGUGAGAUUAUAAAGGCGAGUGUUGUCAUGCUCUAAACAGUCUCUAAGACAUCUGGUCACUCCCUCCUUGUGUGCGCGAGAGCGGAUACACUGGAGCGCUCAGUGAUUGACUGUGGGAGUGCGAUUGCUCUACUGAGGUUGAGACACGAGAAUCGCGAUUGCAUCAAGACCAGCUAUUGGUAGAGAUGCUUUUUUAAACUUUAUACACUUCAAAUCGGUUGAAGAGAAGUAUUAGUGUUGUUUAAUGUUAUUUUUUAAGACGCGGUAAGAGUGUUGACGUUUGACUAUUUUUUUUCUAUGCAGAGAGAAAUAUUCUCUCCACUCGCAAAACACCGGGAAACAUGUUUUACUUUCACUGUCCUCCACAGUUAGAAGGAGAGUGCUGCAGGACCAAUACAUUGAACACAAGUGGGUUUGGGAAUCACGCCUCUGGAGAUUUUGAUGACGGGUUUCUGCGCAGAAAACAACGCAGAAACAGGACAACCUUCACUUUACAACAGCUGGAGGCUUUGGAGGCUGUUUUUGCACAGACCCACUAUCCAGACGUGUUUACUCGAGAAGAGCUGGCGAUGAAAAUCAACUUAACAGAGGCUCGUGUUCAGGUGUGGUUUCAAAACCGGAGGGCAAAGUGGAGAAAAACGGAGAGAGGAACUUCGGACCAGGAGGGAGGCAAAGAGCAAAUGAGUGAAGGUGCACCUCCUGCAAGAAACCUCAACCAGUCUCCUGUUGACCAUGGCCGAAAUAAGAAAGAACCAAUGGAACUACAGCAAAAUAUCAAUAGAGUCGUGGGUUCAGGCGGACCUUUUUUCCCAUCUUGUCUGCCAGGGACUCUGCUGAACACAGCCACUUAUGCACAAGCCCUGUCACAAGUGGCAACUUUAAAAGGAAGUCCAUUGUGUUCCUGCUGUGUGCCUGACCCAAUGGGCCUCUCCUUCCUGCCACCAUAUGGGUGCCAGAGUAAUCGGACAGCCAGUGUCGCGGCCCUGCGGAUGAAGGCCAGGGAACACUCAGAGGCCGUUCUUCAGUCAGCUAACCUGCUGGGCGCUGGGUCUACAACAGGCCCAGGAGUCGGUCUGGGACAAAGCACUGUUUCUGCAGGAGGAAGCGAUUCCAGUCCUGCCUCCGGCACCUCAAAGGUCACAUCGUUACGAAGAACUCCAGACAAGCAUCUGCACUGCCAAAAGGAGGGUCCGGAUAAGAAAUGAGGGAAUCUUGGUUGUUGUUGUUUAAUUUUUCCUUAUUGGAGGACACACUUUGGAUGAAGGAUUUAUAAUCAGACAUUGAAUGCCUGCUGCCUCUUUUUUGAGAGCACUGACAUACCCUGGACAGGACGGUGUUAAGUGCAAUCCCUUAUUGUGCAUUUUGUGUUUGUAUGUGUCAAACUAAUAAUUCAAUUGUAAUUUUUUCCUCUUCUCGUUCACUUUUACUCACGAUUCUUGACGUUGUUUUGCCCUGUUCGGGUCUGUGUGGGCGCCUGCCGCUGCAAUUCGGUUUCAGUGGUGGAAUGACUUCGUUUUGAACAUGCUGCGUGGCAUAUGAAAACUCCCUGGUUGCUAAUGUGAACAUUUCAUGAUUUUUCACAACCCACUUUGAUGUUUGACUUGUGUACUGUGAAGUCAGGUGAUGAUAGACAGUCUGCAUUGUGUCAAGAUAUAUGCCAUGCUGAAACUAUAAAUGUACUAAUGUGAAAUAAUAUAUGUAAGAUUAUAUCAAGGACAGAACUGUAUAUUAAGUGGUUUGUCAUGUUUUAUGAUAUGAUCAGGGUAACUCUUACUCAUGCUGAUGCGAUGACAACUGACACCUCUCUUGUCAUCACAUCUGUACCUCCAUGAUAGACUGCAAGAGUCCACACACUGGUCCUGUUUUGACAUGUUCUGCAAAACAAUUAAAACAUGUAGGCAAUCAUGUACAUCUCCUGUUGCCUAUUGCUCACAC
This is a messenger RNA of Pimephales promelas (fathead minnow), 1983 nucleotides long. Lineage: Eukaryota; Metazoa; Chordata; Actinopteri; Cypriniformes; Leuciscidae. The record is from RefSeq and is a predicted model, not a curated record.